Molecule: messenger RNA, 867 nt
Organism: Hyaena hyaena (striped hyena)
Lineage: Eukaryota; Metazoa; Chordata; Mammalia; Carnivora; Hyaenidae
Gene: PAFAH1B3
Product: platelet activating factor acetylhydrolase 1b catalytic subunit 3
Exons: 6
Coding region: 133-828 (231 amino acids)
Source: RefSeq, a predicted model, not a curated record
CGCGCGCACACACAGCUGGCGAUCCUUUCCGCACAUCUCUCGCCCUACAGCAAACGGGUUCUUCCCCCAAGGAAAGGCUCUAGGUUUUCCCCGCCCACUCUCGGCCUUUCAGGAAGGAGCCGCGGCGCCAAGAUGAGCGGAGAAGAGAACCCAGCCAGCAAGCCCACGCCGGUGCAGGACGUGCAGGGCGACGGACGCUGGAUGUCCCUGCACCAUCGGUUCGUGGCCGACAGCAAAGAUAAGGAACCCGAAGUCGUCUUCAUCGGGGACUCUUUGGUCCAGCUAAUGCACCAGUGCGAGAUCUGGCGGGAGCUCUUUUCUCCUCUGCACGCACUUAACUUUGGCAUUGGCAGUGACAGUACGCAACAUGUGCUUUGGCGACUGGAGAAUGGGGAGCUGGAGCACAUCCGGCCCAAGAUUGUGGUGGUCUGGGUGGGUACCAACAACCAUGGACACACAGCAGAGCAAGUGACGGGUGGCAUCAAGGCCAUUGUGCAACUGGUGAACCAACGGCAGCCCCAGGCCCGGGUCGUGGUGCUGGGCCUGCUUCCGAGGGGCCAGCACCCUAACCCACUUCGUGAGAAAAACCGGCGAGUGAACGAGCUGGUCCGGGCAGCACUGGCUGGCCACCCACGGGCCCACUUCCUGGAUGCCGACCCUGGCUUUGUGCACUCAGACGGCACCAUAAGUCACCAUGACAUGUAUGAUUACCUGCACCUGAGCCGCCUGGGCUACACACCUGUCUGUCGAGCCCUGCACUCCCUGCUUCUGCGUCUGCUGGCCCAAGAGCAGGGCCAGGGUGUCCCCCGGCCAGAGGCUACACCCUAAGCAUCCUCCUGCCCCAACAUUAAAUUCUCGUUCCUUAGU